AGAAGGAAACAAAGAAAAAACAAAAGAUAAAUUAAAAUCGAAGAAAAAAGAAAGAAAGAAAGGAAGAAAUAAGAAAGAAAAGUAGAGCAAAAUAAAGAAAAACAAGGAAAAAACAAUAAAACAAAACAAUAAACAGGAAAUCAAACGAGGCGAAUAAAGAACCAAGCAAAGCGGCAAAGGAAAACGGGCUCAGUGUGGCUUUAGCCGUCUCAGGGGGAGGGUGUGUGACGCUCUCCGGGGGCGACGCGGGCACUGGACACGAUAAUAUAAUGAAUGAAACGACAAUGAAGAUGAAGAACGCAAUGAAGAUGAUGAUGAAGAUAAUGAAAAACUCCACCCUCUAAACACCAACACCACCUUCCUCUCCCGUGAUAGUGAAGUUCAGCUGAUGGUGAUGGAGGCGACAAACGGAGGUGUCCCUGGAGGCGGUGGUGGUGGUGGUGGUGGUGGUGGUGCUGGGCGGAUGGUUGGGUCAGGGGUACUGGGUCACGCCAAGGAGCUAUGCGUCAACAAGAUGGGUCAUACUAUGGUACCCAGACCUGAAAGCGGGGGAGGCUUCGCAAAAUUCCGCGGGCUUUUCUGGCGCCAUAGACUCCAGACUGUCACCUACUGCGCCGUCUUCUGGAGUUUUGGCAUGUGCGUGGCUUUCCUGGGACCCACACUGCUGGACUUAGGGUGCCGAAUCUCCUCCGUCUUCAGUUCGAUGUCCUGGAUUUUCUUCUCCCAGGCCUUGUUCACUCUCAUCGGUUCGGCAUGCGGGGGUUUCCUGAUACAGAGAAACCGCGGCUCUCACCUGGUCACGCGGGGCAGAAGGUGUGAGUGGUUCCAGAGGUGGUUCAGAAGCGAGAGCAGGCUCGGCAACCACGUGGUACUCCUGGUAUCUACGAGCAUGUUAGCUGUGACCCUGGCUAUCGUCCCCUGGUGCCGCGUCCUAUGGGGCCUGGCGGGGGUACUGGCGGUCAUGGGUUUCUUCAUGGGCACCGUGGAUACUGUUGCCAACAUCUCCAUGAUUCAGCUAUACGGCAGGAAUGUAGCGCCCUUUCUACAGACUCUCCACUUCUUCUACGGGUUGGGCGCCUUCCUCUCCCCCAUCAUUGCGGAGCCCUUUCUUCUCAACAAGGACUGCGACCCCGAGCCCCCAAUGCCGCACCCCCGGAACUUGACCCUGCCGCUGCCCCCCAUCAACGCUACCACCACCGGGGACUCCUCGGGGAUACAGUACGCCUUCUGGAUACUGUCAGGCCUGCAGGUCCCCGUCAUCCUCCUCCUCAUCCUGCUCGUGGCCAAGGAAGCAAUGGGGCUGGACAUCGGUGGGGAGGCGGAGGUGGGGGCAGAGGGCGCGGCGGGGGCGGGGGCGGGCGUGGAGGGGGGCAAGGAGGCUUAUGAGAUGCAGGGGAAGGGGGAAGGCGCGGUUGAGCUCCCCCCGGUGACGAGGGAACAGAUGCUGACGGUUACGAUUCUCACUGCCUUCAUGCUGUUUCUCUACGACGGUCUGCAGGCUGGCUAUGGAGGCUACGUGUUCAGCUACGCCGUCAGGAGCAUUGCGGGGAUGAGCAUGGACGAAGCAGCCUACCUCAACGCGUGUUUCUGGGGGACCUUCGCUUUCGGCAGACUCAUCUCCAUUGCGCUGGCCACUAGACUCGCGCCCUCCUUCAUGCUGCUGUGUAACAUUAGCGGGUGCCUGUUCGCAAUGGUGUUGAUGCUGUCCCUUCGUCACAAUCACGCCGUCCUGUAUAUUGGAACCUGCAUCUUCGGCACCUUCCUCUCCUCCGUCUACCCCACCGCCGUGUCGUUGGCUGAGACCUAUAUACACGUGACCUCUUCCAUGACCUCGGCGCUGGUGGUGACCGCGGCGGCAGGGGAGAUGGUGGUGCCGGUCAUCAUAGGUCACGCCUUCGAGUCCAUCGGGCCCGCCAGCCUGCUGAUCAGCGGCGUGGUGAUGACGCUGCUCAGCUUCGUGGUGUACCUGGUGCUGUGCCUCGUGGCGCAGACCAUCACCAGGCACUCGUCGGAACGAAGCCUCAGCCAGCGUCUCAAAGGCCUCUUCGUGGGAAAUAAAGCAGGAGAGGCUGACGAGGAUACAGGUCUGAUGCGACACCAUGUUAAAUAUUACACCCGAAUGAGGAGCCGCCUGUCAGAGUCCUCGCUGGGGGAUGAAGACCGGGAGGAGGAGGAGGAGGAGGAGGAGAAGAAGCCUGGAGGGUUAAGAGACUUUUCCUUCCUCCUGCCGAAGAAAGUCUAGCAGUAGUAGAAGUAGUGGUAGUAGUAGUAGUAGUAGUAGUAGUAGUAGUAGUGCAGGGAAGUCUUGUUUUACGUUGAGAGUAGCGUUAUGGAAGGGUCAACGUAAAAAAAAAAAAUAAAGUACAGUUAAAUAAAGAAAAGUAAAAUAAAGUAGAGAAAAACGAAGUAAAAAGUAAAGUUAAAUUAAGAAAAGUAAAAUGGAGUGAAAUAAGGAAAGAGUAAGGUAAAUUAAGGUUCAUUUUUUCCUACUUUUUCCGCGUAAAACAAAUUCGCGUAAAACAAGAACCAACAAUACUAAAAAGCUUCACAAAUAUACAUCAAGGAAUUUGGAUUGCAUUAAAGAGAUGGACAAAUUGACAUAACACGAAUAAGUUGAUUUUGCAAUACUUUUCCCGAACGCGUAAACCAAAUUCGCGUAAAACAAGAAAAACUUCCAAGAUCAAACUGCCUCCUAUUUUAAGUUCUUCCUUUUUUAUAUAUAUUUCAUUUUAUAUAUUUCUCUUCUACUACUAUCACUAACUCUACUCUGUUCACGAUAACUUGGCAAAUAGGCCCCUCCCACCUCCUUAAUACGUGUCCCUCAUUGGCCAGUCCACCAGCAAGCCACGCCCCCUCACUAUAUUAGGUUUCACGUGAUUGGUGGAUGCUGGGAAAGGUUAAAUCCUAUUGGUGGUUGCUUUGGAAUGUUAAAAUCUCAUUGGUGGAUCCUGGGAAAGGUUAAAAUCUCAUUGGUGGAUGCUGGGAAAGGUUAAAAUCUCAUUGGUGGAUGCUGGGAAGGGUUAAAUCUCAUUGGUGGAUGCUGGGAAAGGUUAAAAUCUCAUUGGUGGAUGCUGGGAAAGGUUAAAUCUUAUUGGUGGAUGCUGGGAAGGGUUGAAUCUGAUAUUUGGAUGCUGGGAAAGGUUAAAUCCUAUUGGUGGAUGCUGGGAAGGGUUGAAUCUGAUAUUUGGAUGCUGGGAAGGGUUAAAUUCUAUUGGUGGAUGCUGGGAAGGGUUGAAUCUUGCUUAUAUUUGCCAGGUUAUGUUGCUAAUGUUAAAAUACCUUCUGAAUCUACUCUAUAAUACUAAUAUAGGUUUUAAUACUUCUAUAAUUACUACUAUAUACAAUGACUUCAGGUAUUAUGUUAAAUUUGUAAAAGCUUAAAUAUUAUGAUAGAUAUUUGCAAGGAUGGAUUUUUUAAUGAUUUCGAGUAUGUAUUUGUAAGAAUGUAAGUUUGAUUUUGAGAGAGAGAGAG
Messenger RNA from Eriocheir sinensis (Chinese mitten crab), 3472 nucleotides. Its product is annotated as major facilitator superfamily domain-containing protein 4A-like. NCBI's taxonomy places the organism in Eukaryota, Metazoa, Arthropoda, Malacostraca, Decapoda, Varunidae. The record is from RefSeq and is a predicted model, not a curated record. The coding region runs from base 389 to 2242 and encodes 617 amino acids. The transcript has 17 exons.